Molecule: messenger RNA, 883 nt
Organism: Ylistrum balloti
Lineage: Eukaryota; Metazoa; Mollusca; Bivalvia; Pectinida; Pectinidae
Product: agrin-like
Exons: 6
Biological process (GO): multicellular organism development; cell differentiation
Molecular function (GO): protein binding
Source: RefSeq, a predicted model, not a curated record
AUGAUAAAGCUUGUGUACAAGAUUGUGGAUAAGGAGCAAUAUGUGAAAAAGUGUGUCAGAUCUCUAGUGACUUCAAUCCUUGAGGAACUCUCAUCAAACUUCAAACGCUUGUUAACACCAUGCGCAGGAUUUGUGUGUGAGCCUCCAAAAGUUUGCCAGCUGAAUGCUGAACGUAAACCUGUGUGUCGCUGUGCCGAGAAAUGUCCUGACACAUUAGAAUUUGUUUGUGGAGACGAUGGUGCCACUUAUAGCAACUUGUGUCGACUCGAGAUGGAAGCAUGUCGUACGAUGCGAAUUAUCCGACUUCAUCAUUCGGGGGAGUGCCAGGGAUCUAACCCAUGUCGAACAAUAACAUGUGAAUUUGGUGAGGAAUGCAGUAUCAACAAAAAUGGCAUCGCAAAAUGUCAGUGUCCGUCGCCUUGUGAAUUUAUUCUACGCCAAGUUUGUGGCUCUGAUGGCUACACAUACGACAAUGAAUGUGACCUGAGACGAACAUCAUGUCUUCAGAAAAAAAAUGUUAUACUAUCACACCAUGGGCCCUGUGGUAAGUCACACCAUAGAUCUGUGGUUUGUGGCACAGAUGGGAGGACUUACCCAAACGAGUGUAAACUCCGCCUCACAAACUGCGAUGAACACACCCACAUAAAUAUUUGGCACCAAGGCAGAUGUAGGGGCUGUGGCGAGCAGGACCAGUGUGAGUUCUACUCCAUCUGUGAUAAGACCAGUGACCACCCCACAUGUGUUUGUCCCAAGGCAUGCCGACAGGAUCAGGUAGUGAAACUGUGUGGAUCUGACGGGAAAACCUACAGAAACGAGUGUGAGCUCAUGUUGGAAUCGUGUCGUCUACAACAACUUAUCAUAGUGGCCUCUAUAGGGGAGUGUG